AUGCCUACAGGCGGCGGCGUCACCGCGCAGGACCUGCAAAGGCCGCCUGCGUCAGAUCAUGCAGCACAUGACCAAGUGAACUCAGUGACAGUGCAGCAGAGCGGCGAGGCAACCGAGCGGGCAGUCCCUGCUGCGACAAGUGCUCCUCCUGCAGCUGUGUCAGCGGUGCGAGCGAGCCAGGAUGGAGCUCUUGCUCAGCUGCAGCUGACCAGGCCGGUCUGCCGAACACCGGAGGAGAAGCAUCUGUGGAACAUCAAAUUCAGGAGCAUUGUGGGCCCCAAGCUUCUCAGCCAAUUUCAGCAAACAUGCCAGCAGGCACAGAGGCCUGAGCCAUUGGCAGCACCGCAGCACUUCAAUUUGAAUUCGAAUUCAAGCGCGCGCCACCCACAGCCUGCAGGGCAGCUUCUGCCGGCCGCGGCCGCGGCGCUGCAAAGUGGGCCCUCGAUGCAACAGGUGGCGCCAGUGGAUCUACUCGAAUUUGCACGGCCCAGCUCCCUUGUGUUUUCACCCCCGGGGCAGGGGGCGGAAGCCGCACGGGGAGUCAUAGGGUCUUCCGCGCUAGGGUGUCCACCCCCAGGGCAAGGGGCGGAAGCCGCACAGGGAUAUCCAAGUCCCCGCUCCCUUGUGUUUCGAACCCCGGGGCAUAGGGCGGAAACAGCGCAAGCUGCCGAGGAUACGGCGCAGCGGGCGCCCGCCGCGGGCAAGCGGCCGGCCGACACGGCCGCCGCGGAGCCGGCCGCCAAAAUUGCGAGGAUGGACGGGACCGCCGGAGAUGGUGUUGCGAUGGUCUCUAAGGGGCAAGUGAUUUCCUUGGGGCGCUCCAAUGUAAAGACCUCCAGUGGACCGGCCCAGGCAGAAUCUGUGCGACUCAUCCCAGGAAGGACAGUUUCCUCCUUUGGUGGAAGUGGAACUGGCGCCGCCAGAGCAGCCUCUCACCAGCGCCCAUUGAUACCAUACCCCGCUGCAAUCUCCCAGCCACAAACACCGCACCCCACACCGGCACCGGGGCAAUCACAAAAGGCUCCCACAAGUUUCACUGCAGAGCCUCAGCCAAUACCAGGGCAGAGAACCUAUUCCCCAGGGAGAGAUGCGAGUGGCUCGGCCGGAGCAGCCUCUCUGCCGGCCCCUUUGAUACCACAACCUGCUGCAUUCGCCCAAUGGCAGGCCACACCGGCACAGCCGCAGCUGGCGGCCACCGCUUCUGAUGCAGCUCUCGAGGUGCUUGUGCAGGCACAGACUUGGCUCACCGUAAUGCUACAGGACAGCGAGAAGCGCCGCACGGCCGCAGAGGCAAAAGUGAGUCAGCUGGAAGUGCAACUGGCGGCUGUGACGGGCGACUUGAAGCAUUCCCUGCACGCAAGGGACAAGCUGCAGUUGCAUGCGAUAGCGUAUAUCACAGACUUGGAAGGUCGCCUGCAUGCGCUGUCUCGUGCAGACAGCGCUGCACAAGCAGGUCCUGGCUCCCUGCAACCGGCUGAAGCUGCCGAGCGCGGCCGCAGCAGCUUCCCCUCAGCCGACCCGGGCGCGCGGCUGCAGCCGGCUCCGGCCGCCAGCUCAGCGCCAGAUGGCGGCCAGCCUGCAGGAUUUUCCGAGGCGGAUGUUGAAGCUGCGAUCGCUGCCGCCUUGGGUCAGAGCCGGCCUCGGCUCACAAGCGAGCCAGAAGAGCACUUUGCACCAGCGCCCGGCGCGGGCCUUCCUGCGGAUCAGCAGCCGGCAGACACACUGGGUGAGCCUGAGCGCCAAAGAAGGAUCUCGGGAGGGAAUGGCGGUGCCUCACGGGACCAGCAGAGAGCAGCGGGCGAUGGCGGUUCUGCCGGGGAGGCGCAGCGAGAGGAGGGGGCUAGCAGGGGAUAUGUGCCAGGAGGUUUGGUGUCAGGCAGAAACAUGGGGGAUGUUAUUGAUCUGAGUGAUUCGGAUUGAGCAGCAGGCCACGCUGAAGGGAUGCUUUUGGGCUGCAAACUGUACAGUGAAAUCCUUUUGUUUUGGCUGGUUUUGUGGUGACCGCCUCGGGGAGUGUAUUUUUCUACGGCUUGUGUGGUUGCCUUUUUGAAGAGUAGUAUGCGUGGACAAGCACAUGCCCAGAAGGCAUUUUUGAAGGGUGACCUCAGCCUUGCCCUUUCUUUUAGGUAAAAAUUGAUUAUUCUUAGUAGGCACUCUGAUUCUGUGUGUAGCAGACGUUUGCUUUUUCAGCUGAGCAAUGCAAUGGUUACACGUUGAUCAAUGGCUACGAACUGUCAUGCAAUUGCAAUUCCAUUGCAAUAUUUCGUUCAUCAAGUGGUUCCAGAUUCGGCCGCGACGCCGUUAACGGCUGUAAACGUCAACAAAUUGUGAA
This is a messenger RNA of Coccomyxa subellipsoidea C-169, 2332 nucleotides long. RefSeq lists its product as hypothetical. The record is from RefSeq and is a predicted model, not a curated record. Bases 1 to 1920 code for a protein of 639 amino acids. The transcript is spliced from 9 exons. Lineage: Eukaryota; Viridiplantae; Chlorophyta; Trebouxiophyceae; Coccomyxaceae.